Schistocerca cancellata (South American locust) is the source of this 6582-nucleotide messenger RNA. It is a transcript of the gene Syx1A, whose product is annotated as syntaxin-1A. The record is from RefSeq and is a predicted model, not a curated record. The transcript has 11 exons. Gene Ontology annotation, cellular component: plasma membrane; synaptic vesicle; SNARE complex. Gene Ontology annotation, molecular function: SNARE binding; SNAP receptor activity. Lineage: Eukaryota; Metazoa; Arthropoda; Insecta; Orthoptera; Acrididae. The coding region runs from base 167 to 1207 and encodes 346 amino acids. Gene Ontology annotation, biological process: synaptic vesicle fusion to presynaptic active zone membrane; exocytosis; intracellular protein transport.
CAGUGACAGACGGCACUGCAGAAGCUCUGAACUCGUAAGCGUAUCGAUUUUUAUGAUUGUAGUGUCUGUUUCGGUAGUUUUAGUGUCGUUCCAUGGCAGAGUCAGUGAAUGGGGUGUUUAUAUAAGGCAAGACGAAUCAGUAUUGUGUGACUGAGAACGUUAGAAGAUGACGAAGGACAGAUUAGCUGCCCUUAAGGCGGCUCAGAGUGAUGAUGACGAUGUUGGACCUGAUGAUGUUGCUGUCAACGUCGAAGGAAGGGAUGGCUUCAUGGAUGAAUUUUUUGCAGAGGAGGCGCAGUCAACUGAUCGGGAUAGUGGAAAUGGAGGUGUUUCAGCAUAUGUCAGAAACUUGUUUCAGAGCUUGGUCCCUGGUGAAUCCUUCAGAAGGUUAUACAAUCGAUCUUCCAUGAAUUCGUUUUCUGAUUUCCAUUCAUUUUUGUCUAAGGUGGAAGAGAUUCGGGAGAUGAUAGACAAGAUACAAGCCAAUGUGGAAGAAGUGAAGAAAAAACACAGUGCCAUCCUCUCAGCUCCUCAGACUGAUGAGAAGGUCAAACAGGAGCUGGAGGAUUUAAUGGCUGAUAUUAAAAAAACUGCCAACAAAGUCCGUGCCAAAUUAAAAGUCAUAGAGCAAAACAUAGAACAAGAAGAACAUACAAAUAAGUCGUCUGCUGACUUGAGGAUACGAAAGACUCAGCAUUCGACACUGUCAAGAAAAUUUGUCGAAGUAAUGACAGAGUACAAUAGAACGCAGACAGACUACAGAGAACGAUGCAAGGGUAGGAUACAGAGGCAGCUAGAAAUAACUGGCAGAUCAACAACAAAUGAGGAGCUGGAAGAUAUGUUAGAGCAAGGAAACCCAGCUGUGUUCACACAAGGGAUAAUAAUGGAGACUCAGCAAGCCAAACAGACCCUAGCAGACAUAGAAGCAAGGCAUGCAGACAUCAUUAAAUUAGAAAACUCCAUUAGGGAACUGCAUGACAUGUUCAUGGACAUGGCAAUGUUAGUGGAAAGCCAGGGAGAAAUGAUAGACCGUAUCGAAUAUCAUGUAGAACAUGCAGUGGACUAUGUCCAAACAGCCACACAAGACACAAAGAAAGCGCUGAGGUACCAGAGUAAAGCUAGGCGGAAGAAGAUCAUGAUUAUGAUCUGCUUGGCCAUUCUCGUAGUCAUCCUGGUUUCCACUGUAGGAAGUUACUUUGGAAUGUAAAUCAACUGUUCAGUGCCAUGACAUUUUGCACAUCUCCAGUCCAGGAAAAUGUACUUCCAUCAGAAAAGCUGCAAAGGACAUCUCUAGAGACAAGUUUUCAGGUUGCAGAUGUUAUAUAACUAAGAUAUUUAUUUAUGGUAUAUUUACAAACGAGAGACAAAUAUGUGGCACCAGUGUUAUAAACCUUAAAAAAAAAGAGUAAGAUACUGUAUGAAUCUUUGUCAAUGCACACAAAGAAAGAUAUUAUCUACCUGUAAAAUGGUCUAUUUGCAAUUAUUUAUUCAGUGUUCUUUAUAAUAUUUUCACUUUUAUUUCAGUUUAUUGUAUGUUACUUCUGCACAGAUAAAUUGUGUAUAACAUCAGUUUAUUUCAUUUUGUGCAGUCUUACAACUCUUUGACUUAUGCUGAUUAAAAGAUCUGAGAGAAAUAUAUUUAGCCAAAGAUUUUGAAAUGCCAUAAAUUUUCUUUGUCUGUUGACUAAUUAAAAACUUCAGAAAUGCUCAUGAGUUCAGAAAUAAGUCAAAUUCAUUUUCCAAAUUAUGCUACUGACCUUCAUCUAAAGGACAUGUAAUCUGAUAAUAAAGCUUGGUUGCAGUCUAGGUCAAGCAGUUUGAAUUUUCCAUAUCUGUGUUUGAAGAUUGGACUGUGGCAUUGUCAGAAAGCUAUGUGUUUAAACUAGACUUACAGGUAGAAACAAAUGAAGCAUUGCACUUUAAAAAAAUUCAUUAUGUAUAAUUUCAUUACUAGAUCUGUGCUGAAUCAGCCUUCACUAAGGAAGACUGUUGCUGCAAAUGAUUUAAAUGAUUUAAAAAGUGAACUUUGAUUUAAAUGAUCACUGGUAAUCUGUAUGGUGAUUCAGCUGAAAGCAUUUUGAUCUGACACUUUUUCAACAUAUUUAACUGUAUAGAUGAUUAUUUAUUAUUAUUUUUAUUUUCUUUGAUUAGUUUCAUUAUUAUAAUUAUUAUUUAUUAUGUUACUUAUUUUAAGUUUUGGGUAAAAUUGAAAUUCAGUGCUUGAGAUGUCAUGUCAGCAUCCUGGGUGAGUGAAAAGUUUUGCUGUAGCAAUAAUAAUGACGUGCGACAAAUGUUCUUUUUACACAUGUGAUAAGUAGUUGCAAAUGUUGGGUUUUGUUGAAAAUGUUAGAUAGGAAGUUGUGUAAUAACUGUGAAUGUUAUAUACAUACUAUAUAUAUAUAUAUAUAUAUAUUAAAAAUUGUACAGAAAGUGUAAUCUAGUUGUGUGUAUAGUCGGGAUAAUAUACUUAAAACUUUUUUGAUAAACUGUUAACUAAUUAUUAUCAGCUUCUUCUUGGUGUGAAUACAGUGUGCUGCCUGUGGAGUGAGUUGUUCUGGUGAAACUGAAAGAAGGAAACAGUGCCCUUCCAGUAAUAAAUUCAAUUCAACAGGAGCAGAAUUUCAUGUAGGAAUGGGAACACAGUUGAAUCAUCUCACUGGGAACUCUGAAAAUAUUUUGUGAUUGGAACUUGUUGAUAUACUUGAAAAACUAAAGUAUUCCAUUAUUUUCACAAUGAACCACAUAGGUUAGAUCAGAUUUGAAAACAAGAUAAGAAUUAGGAAUUGAAAUUUUUUAUUGUAUAUUACUCUAGUCUUAGAGUCAAAAAUAUGGCACAAUCAACAUCUUGUUGAAAUGAUCUUUGGCCUAAUACUUACAGACUACCAUAAAAUUUUUCAACGAUUUGUUUGAGAGCCUAUUAUUUCCAAGGUUAUACUCGGUAUGCAUGGUAUAAACUUUUUGUUGCAUAGCAGUGAAUAAGACAUGUUGAAUUAUGUUUUCCACUCUGAUUUUCUGUUCUUUACCUUGCAUUUUUACAUCAUUACCGAGAAUCAAGUGAAGUAUACAUCGUUCUCCCAUUCCAGUACAGUUAUACUAAUGUGCGAGAAAUAUAGGAUCUCCACAAAAAUGACAUUUAUUUGAAUAUUUAGAGUUUGGAAUAUGUUUAAGUACAUAUUUUUCUUUCAUAGUACCAGAAUACAUAUAUGGGAAGAACAUUUCAAAUAACUUACAUUAUCUUUGAAACAAUGUAAUUGCUGUUAUGGCAUUAUUUUGUCGGAGGUAGGCUGUUGGAACUCUGUCGUAUAUUUUCAUGAAACAAAUAAAGUUCAAUAUAUGGAUUGCAAACAGCUGAAUGAUGUUUCCGUUCAUAUGAGUUAGAGUAUUUUCAUUCACAUGCAGCUUUAAGAGUUGGAUCAUGAUUAAAAUUACUCCUAAUUUCCAUAAACUGCCACUCUUUAGAAAUAGAUAAGUAGGCCUAUACAAAAUACAAAAAGAAAUCAAAAGAGGCAUUAUGUCAUUUAAGCCACAGACAGAAACUUUUCCAUUACUUCCAAAAGUGCAGCUUUAGAAAACAAGCCAUUAAGAAAUCAUUAGUGUUACUGAGUGUUUAUUUUACUUGAAUUUGCUACUUGGCACCCACAGCAUGUUAUGUGCAAUGCAAGAAAAGAAAUUUAUACUAACCUAUGAUAUUUUUCUGAGAAAAUGUGAUCAGAGUGCUUGAUGAUAUGACGUUCUUUCCUUCUUAAGUAAACUCAUUUUUAGAAUUAGAGGACAACAGAAGUGACACUUUUGAGAAUUCCAGUUGUACAAUGAAUAUCAACAGGAAUAAUAGUAGUAGUGUAUACCAUUGCAUAAUAUCCUUUUACUGAAAUUGUGUUUAUUUUAAUAAGCAUCUAGAUUUUUUUUUAUUUCAUUCCAGUUUGCCUUAAGAAAUAUCCCAAAAGUUUAUAUUGUUUCCCCCUUCACUGAAUGUAAUAUGUCUUUAACUCAUACAAAAUGAGUAAUUAAUAGAUACUGUGUAUCUGUUAAAGUAAUACACUCAUAUGAUUAUGGAAUAUCAAUUAUUUUCAUAUGAAUGUAUUUUAUCAUAUGCUUCCAAUCACUAAUUUAGUGCUCUUUUACACAGAUUCUGCACUGCAAAUUUGUAUUAAAAGAAAAAAACAUGUAUGGUUUGUACAAUAUGCAUCAUACAUUGUGAUACAGAUGUUUAUUUGCAAGUUUGUUAAUGUUGUGUGACAGCUGUAUGAUGAUUGACAUGUGCUUUAAUGCAGUCUUAUUUAAGAAGAACAAAUAAAUUUCAUUUGUCGAAAAGAAAAUUUGUAACCACACUCUGUUUCACUUAAUUGAAAGUGUUUGUCCCUUGGUUCCGAAGAAAGUUAUAAUACACUUAUUUAUGAAGAUUUCCUCAGUCACAUGGAGAGAGAGAGAGAAAUAUACCUAGAAAUUAUCCCCUAAAAUUAUGGAAAAGAUAGCCAACAUUCUCUUCUCAGACUUUUCCACAUUUUCUUCAAAUCACUUUCAUCAUAUUACAUUCAAUGAAAUCAGGAACUUCAACCUUCAAAAUUAUUCUCUGAGAUAAGUGUGUAACUACUGUAUAAAGGACAUCUGUCUUCCAUAUAACUUUAACCAUUGCUUAAGCUGAGAAAACAAUAUAUCGUGCACAAGUUAAAAAUUUUAACCUGAUUCCUGCAUUCGUUAACAGGCACACUGAUAUUUCCAAAUUACUUUUUGUUCUGGCAAGGGAUGAAGUGGUUUGUGUUUUGUUUAAAAUAAAUCUUCUCCUUGACGUACUUCAUGAUUGUUUUGAGUAGAUGUUAACACACCUCAUUACAUACAGCUUUAUUCAGAAAAUAUUUAAAAAAAACUGCCAAUCCAUUUGUAUACUAUGUUUUUCCUUCAUCAGCAGUUUCUAAUUAAAUUGUUGCCUUUUUAUAAAUUCAAUUACAAAUCACUAAGAUGUGCAUAAUAAUGAAAAAAGUCAUAAAUAUCAUAACAUGUGUGAAUGAAGUAUCAAUACUGAAUGUCAUAUUAGGUUUGUAUUAGGUAGAAAAUCUCAUGGUCGACAGCCAAUUUGUAGCAGAGUGUAGAACGCUGAAAUCUGGAUAGUAAGAGAAAUAUGAAUGUUUGUGUGCUUCCUGUCAUUAAUAAAUUUCUGACUCAUCAUCCAGAAUAGCUGGGCUUACUGUGAUCUCAUACAGGUUUACAAAUAAAAUCUGCGGAGUUUCAUUGAUACUCUUUGUAUCUGUAAUGCCCUGUCUUGGAAUCUGCAUUGGAAGAGAUGUUAUAUUCCUGAACAAGAGAUUUACUUGAGCUGCAAUAACAGAAGUUAGUUCCUUAUAAUUUUUUGUCAUUAUAUAAACUGUAACUCAUUUCAUUAUUGUUUGGCAGAAAUCUAUGCAAGAUUUCUGCAUAAUUGGGUUUAGUUAUAUUUGAGCAGCUCUUUCUGCAUCACUAGCAAUUAUUGUUAUUUAAUUUAUUUUAGAUUAAUUGCCAAUAUACUAGAAUGAUUUUAAUAUUAAAGCAGAUAUUGCAAGGAGGGCAUAAUUAAAAUUGAUAAACAGUAAAAAUUAUUUUUUUGAAAAGGUGAUUACAGGUAACUUCAAAUGUGUUCUGCAACACAGAGGAACAUUGUAAUUUGCAAUGAUUCUGUUUGCAUGUGUCAACUUUUAAAUGUUAAUGAAUGCAUUUAGGGUACAAAUUUCUUGUUAGUUCUGCAAGGACAGAGACUCUUGAUAUAGUUAGACUAGUUGUUGUUCAACAAAACUGAUCUCUUGUUCAUGUCAAUUCUCUCAAAUUAACUUUAUCAUACAUGAAGCAUUUGUUGUGUGAUGCAAGAAGUGAAAAUAACAUUAGAAUGAAUUCACAAAAAUAGGUUAAACAACACAGAUUUGUCUAAGAAACUAAAGAAAUUUAUAAAUAUUAGUAAAAUAAUGCAGCAUAUGUUUCAUCUGCUCAUAAAUUAAAAUUCUGGCAAAAGUUCAUGUUUUUUAAGUAUUCUGAAUGUUCCUUCAAUUGUACAAAGUGGCCAUGUGAAAUGAACACCUUCCAUAAUCAUGCUUGUGGUUGUCAUUUGAAUUCCACUACUUCUGUACAACACAGUUAGUAGGAAAUACAGUUUCAGAUAAUUAUAUGACAGUUAACAUUAACCAUGAUGUGUUUUCCAGGCCUUGUAUAAGCACCAGAGGAUGACCUUUUCGAGCAUGUGUGUAAUGAUUAUGGAAGGUUAAACAUGUGAUCAGCUUUUAAGAUACCCUUCCCAGUUAUUACUGAAACCAGCACAAAUGUUGUCUUUUAUAGAUUGUUUGUAUCUGUGUUAUGUAAUCUAAGGUAUGGUGCUCUUUGUUAAGAAAGGGAAGAAACUGUAUUUGCAAUAUGUGAUAUAUCAAACAUGUAAUUGUGGUUCAUAGAACAAAUGUUAAUUAAUUUUAUGUACUUCAUUGUUGCAAAUAUUUUGUUGGACUUUUAAAUAUUCCAUAUAGGCUUGAUUUAAAGAAAGAACUGUAACUCUUUUUCUGUCAAGGAUGGUUGAAUGAGCUGAACACUAUCAAAACUCUAUGGUAACCCAUUUUAAAAUACAAUGAA